Molecule: messenger RNA, 3366 nt
Organism: Polistes dominula (European paper wasp)
Lineage: Eukaryota; Metazoa; Arthropoda; Insecta; Hymenoptera; Vespidae
Source: RefSeq, a predicted model, not a curated record
AUGACAAAUAAAUUGGAGAUGCAAGAUUCAAGAACAAAUUACGAAGUACUGAAAGUUUCCGUGGAAAGGAAUACUGCUGCCAAAGACGCUACUCGACGACCGAGCAUACCCAGUAUUCAAACACGAGUCACUGCCAUUUCUCAAAGGAGACGUUCUCGAUCAGGAAAAUCACCUUUGCCCGAGGCAAAUUUAAAUCAAGGCACAAUGACAAAAUUAUCGAAAACAGUAUUAGCAACUGGUGACAAUGUUACGGCACCCCCAAAAACGGCAUUCAAUUCUCAGGACAAAUCGAAAGAAUUACGUUCGAGUUCGUCACCGCGAUUAAAAAGUUUUCCAGCUGAAAGAAUUCGAAAAUUUGACAAUACAACGUUGUUUGAUAAUAAACCGAUUAGGGUUAUGGCUAAUCAAAAUUCUGAACAUUCGAAUGCAUUAUUCGUUCCAACUUCUUCGAUUCCUAAUCACGAGCAUGGUGAUCACGUUCAUGGGAUGCAUAAUGGGCAUCAACCUCAGUCACAGACCGCGGAAAAUACGUGCCAACAACAAAUUUGCACGAUGCAUCAAUCAAUUCCACAAUCAGACGGUGCGGUGACUUAUCGAGUACACGGUCCAGAUAGACAUCGACCAAAUGUACCACAUGGACAUCAAUCGUACGUAAAUCCUAUGACUGCAUCUACCACAUUGGCUUAUGUUCACAAUGGUCAAACACCUGUAGCUCAAUCGUCUACACCAAUUACGCUAAUAAAUCCACAGCAAUCUCUUAGAAAUUCUAACGAAAUGACAAAUGUGCAAAAAGAAAAUAAUUGGGUGAAAGAUGAACUACCUAGAGUUGUCGAUUUAGAAAAACAACCUGUUGGUGGACGAAACUUAAUGUUGCAUAGGCAAGCCGUGAUGCAAGAGAGACAACAACAACAACAACAACAACAACACUUACAAACACGAUCUCAUCCAGCAAUGUAUUCAAACGAUCAUUCGGUAUCUGUACCACCUUCGCAUAAUUUUAAUUCAUCUCAAACUAAUUCCAAUCCAAUCGUAACGCGUGAAAAUCCUCAGCAAAUUUAUCAACAAUUUCAAAACAAUUUAACAAAUCAACAACAAAUGCAGCAACGUGCAAUGAAUCAACAAUUUCAAAUGAUGUCUGGACAACAGCAAGAACAAUAUCAGCCUAAUGUUAAUCAAGGUGCUUAUUACAAUUAUUUUACUCAACCUAUACCUGCAAAAAUGACAAGUUCUUAUGGAAUGACUUCGCCUCAAGAUGCAAAUAUUAAUCAAACAAGAAAUACUCAGAACGCUAUAGUAUCGAUGCAACAAAAACAACAAUUAAUUAAUCAACAGAAUAAAAUAACACCGAGCAGUCAAAUAUCAAUCGAUAAUCCAAAUAUAAGUUCUCAAAUCAGACCAUAUACGAUUAACCUAGUUGAUAAUAAUAAAUCACAAAACGUUACUUACAAUCAUCAUCAUGGUCAAGUAUCUCAAUUAUAUCGACCACCAAUUCCAGGACAACAACUUGUAAAUUAUUAUCAACAAAAUAUGAUACCUCAAAAUGAUGUUCCUCAACAAAUAAUCACAACUGAAGUGCCUACAAAUCUUGAGAAAAGAAAUUUGAAAUUUACACCAAAAAUGAUUCGUGAUCAAGAACUUUUAGUUGCAACUAUGAAACAACAAGGAAUAUCCGAUGAAUUAAUGCGAAGACAAUUUGAUCAUUUGUUAAAAGAACAACGAAGACAACUCGAAUAUCUUGAACAAUUUCAUCAAGAAGGUGAAUCUCCUGAUACGAGAAAGCAGGAAACACGAAAGAAGAUACAAAUGGAUGAGAAACCUGAAUGGAUGGCUCACAUAACUCCACCACAUAUUCCUUACAGUGAUUUAGAAAAAUUAAACACCAAAAUUCAAGAAGAAAAUGUAAUUUCACAGCAACAUCAAGUUAAGGAGAAUUAUCCAGAUGAUUACAUUAAAAUACAACAAAAUGGAAAUAAUCAAGAAAUGAUACAAUCGAUCCAUGAUCAAUCUCAACAAAAGGUACAUCAAUUAUGGCAACAACAAAAUGUUAAUUGGCAACAACGAAUGGGAUUUCCAACAACAGGAACAGGAAUACCACCACAGUACGCGUAUGGUUCAUCCCAAACUCAUCCAUUAAAAUCAAUGUCUGUUCCACCUCAACAAUAUCAACAACAUUUUGUUAACAAUCCUAUGCAUCAAUCGCAAUAUUCUUAUUGGCAGUAUCCUCAACAAAUGCAACAACCAUAUCAACAACAAUAUUAUCAAACACCACAACAAGUUGCGUGGCAACAUGAUCAGUCUCAAAACGAAAAGAAUUCUCGUCUUUCUAAGAAAGCUAUUAGUCUGAACGAUUUGAACAUAAGGAAUGUGGAACCAUCGAGUUUAUUGAAACUAAGAUUAUAUAAGGAAGUAAUCCGUCCUCAAAAACGUAACAACGGUUUGCAAGAUCCAGAAACAAUUCAAAAAGCUUUGGAAAUCUUAAAUAAUCCAGAAAGUCAUGCGGGUCUUGAAUAUCUCGCGAAUCUAAAUCGAAAGAAACCAAAAAUUAAAUUAAACGGUAUACAAGAUCCGAACGAUAUUACACCAGAUUUAAUAACAAAACCAACAGGCUUCGAUAAUUCUAAUUCAAUAUUACGAAAAGGUGUCUCAGCCAAUGGUCUAGAAAAUAGUAGGAAUCCUAAUAAUCCACUUCCACAACCUCUAACGCAUUUAAAGAGAUCUGAAAUAAGAACGAUUGGUAAUGAAUAUCCAAAACAGAAACAGAACAAUCCACGAAAUCGUUACAGUUUGAUGGCUGAAAGAGAAGAUGGAACUGUAGCACCAACUCAACAAUAUCAAAUGUUUAGUCCAGAUCAACAGUUUAAUAAUAAUCACCAACAACAACAACAAAAUUAUCAAAAAUUAAUUCCGUACAAUGAUAAAAAUGCAUUAUCGGCAUUGAAUAAACCAAUGUCCUCCCAUCAGUUUGACGGUUCACUACAUCCGGAUUAUUAUCAACAGAUGCAACAAUUCAAUCAGAAUAAACAAAAUCUUAUUAGAAACAACGGACAAGGCGAUGUACCUUCGUUACAUAAAUCAAAUACAACAAAUAUCGCGUAUCUAGAUAGUCCUGGAGGCGACACUGCAGAUUUAUCGUAUUCCAAGGAAAACAGACAGAUCCAGAACAAAAUGGCACCACCUUACACACCAUUUGGCCUUACUCAAAGAUUGAAUGGAAGCUAUAAUUCGAUGGAUAUACGGGAAGCCAAAACUAUUGGGGGUGUAACGUACCUUGCCAGGAAAUCGGAAUAUAUACCAAAUCAACCAAUGAUACCUGGGAAUCUUUCGACUACUAAUAAAUAUAUACAACCAAACAUGAUAUAUCACUGA